AGCGCCACCCAACGUAACAACCAAACAUUUCGCGUGCAUCGUUGCGUUAGCGUUUGUAUUCAAGAUAAAAUGGCUUCCGAUUCAUUGAAGUUUGAGCCCAACCGACGCGGCUUUAACGAAAAGGAAGGUUCGCGGAAGCGCCGAAUAAGUCAAAACUCAGAUACAGGCGGGAAACGCAAACAGUUCAAUGGCGACGAGGACGACGGCUACAAUUUCAAAAUGCUGGUCCCAAACGGAGUGGCCGGCGCGAUCAUCGGCAAAGGCGGCGAGACUAUCGAAAGGAUACAAAAAGAUAGCGGGGCACGCGUUCUGGUGUCUAAGUCGCACGAUUUCUAUCCCGGGACGAACGAGCGCAUUUGCCUAGUUACUGGUAACAGGGAAUCCAUUCUGAACAUUAUAGACUUUGUGCUUGAAAAGGUCUGUGAGAAAUCAUCAGAGAAUCAGAGGGACAAUGGUGAAGGGAGCCAAAUAAAGAUCGUCAUUCCCAACAGCACCGCCGGGAUGAUCAUAGGCAAGGGAGGGUCCUACAUCAGGCAGAUUAAAGAGGAAAGUGGCUGUUCGUUUGUUCAAGUUUCCCAUAAGAACAACGACAUGAAUUUGCAUGAGCGUUAUGUCACCAUCGUCGGUAAUUACGACGAGAUGAAGCACGCUUGCGAUUUGGUAUUGGGCAAAAUUAUGGAGGACCCACAGAGUACAAAUUAUACAAAUGUCUCUUACAACAACUUUGAUCGUCCACCCUCAGGUCACAAUCAUAAUCAGAGGCCACCAGAUGGACCCCCGUUCAACUCUAUGGGGCCCAUGCAGCAAAUGCAGAUGAAUAAACCCAUGAACAAUUCAGGGGUGAACCUCAGUAUAAACCUGAACUCUGCAGGCUCCAACAGCACCUUGGGGGGUCUAUCUCAACUGCUUGAUCAAAUAAAAAUGCAGCUGAAAGGUUGUGGACUGACUGAAUUGGAGGUUAUGGAAGUAUGCGCAGCGUUGACUGUGCUGGCCAAAUAUGGGAUCUUAGGAUUGGGAGGCUUGUCUAUAGCCAACAUUACGGACUUGUUAAGUCAAAGGGGCGACAAUAGAAUGUUUGGCACGCUGGAAAAAAUUAUUCAGGACUGUCUGAUGACGAAACCUGCACCUUUUGGGGGUGGUAGUGGACCCGAUAGGUCACAGCCAUUUGGGCCUGGUCCUAAUAGGUUUGGCCCAAAUUCUUCUAUGAAUAGGGGUGGCAACUUCAGGAGAAAAUAAAUAUCCACCUCCAAAUAAUAAUUUUAUUUAUUAUAAGUUCAAAUUCGACAAUUUAUGUUAGUUUCAUAGAUCUAUAUUUCAGAUAUUCUUUUUUUAUGCCAUUGUUCAUGCUCUGGGAUACCUUUCCUCUCAAUGUGUACACCUACCUAAUGAUCCAUUAAAGUAACUGUAGUUUUUAAUAAAAUUUGCAAAUCAU
Molecule: messenger RNA, 1432 nt
Organism: Cylas formicarius (sweet potato weevil)
Lineage: Eukaryota; Metazoa; Arthropoda; Insecta; Coleoptera; Brentidae
Product: RNA-binding protein Pasilla-like
Exons: 2
Coding region: 70-1236 (388 amino acids)
Biological process (GO): mRNA splicing, via spliceosome; regulation of alternative mRNA splicing, via spliceosome
Cellular component (GO): nucleus; cytoplasm
Molecular function (GO): mRNA binding
Source: RefSeq, a predicted model, not a curated record